Messenger RNA from Puccinia triticina, 1503 nucleotides. RefSeq lists its product as uncharacterized. The transcript has 9 exons. Gene Ontology annotation, molecular function: Rab geranylgeranyltransferase activity. Gene Ontology annotation, cellular component: Rab-protein geranylgeranyltransferase complex; cytoplasm. The record is from RefSeq and is a predicted model, not a curated record. Bases 1 to 1503 code for a protein of 500 amino acids. Gene Ontology annotation, biological process: protein geranylgeranylation. NCBI's taxonomy places the organism in Eukaryota, Fungi, Basidiomycota, Pucciniomycetes, Pucciniales, Pucciniaceae.
AUGUUCAGCUCCAAGAUCAGUGAAAUUCUUUUUCGCUUAGCUAUUCUGGGACCUCUGGUCACCACCAUUGAUGGCGAAGCAAAGUUCACCCUUCCCAAGAAUUUACUAUCACCGCCAACGGAUCCUGUUCGUCAUGCCACGGUCGACAUCCAAUGCGGGAACAACUACGGCACGUACCCAAUGGGCAAAGGUUGGGUCUCAUGCACAAAUUAUGGCGCAUGGCAAUACAGAUGUAAGGAAGAAUCGUGUUACGUUGGACAAGAUCGAACUAAGUUGGCUUCCAAGGAGCUCUACUUCUACGACUGCCAACGGCUAGGAAUUGAAGAACUUCUUCCAAGGAUACUGGCUGUGAGAUACAAAGCGGCAAACCUGGCUGGUGCCAUCGAAAUUAUGGAUACAAAUGGCCAGGAAUAUAGCUGCCGAUGGGUAAAGCCUACAGAUCCGGGGAACGUCAGAGCUUCCACCGCACUUGCACCACAUCCAUCUCGGGAAGCGACUGGGACUUGUGACCGUCAAACAUCAUCCAUCAGCAUGCAUGGCGUCAAGAGGAGCAAGGCGGCCAGUUCGCAGCCCAUACCAAUGACGGCCGAGGAAGACGCCCAGCUGGCUGAAUACAAGCAACUGAACCAACAGCUACUAGACCGACAUGCACGCAAAGGGUACUCGGAAUCGGACUCUCUCUCGCUGAGCACCAUGGUACUGAGGAUCAACCCCGAACAUGCAACCGCUUGGUCGUUUCGUAGACAUUGUCUGCUAGCCCUUCGCUCUCAAGCCGAUCCCGAUCAAGACAGUCAGGCAUUUGACCAUGCGCUCCGGGACGAGCUCCCACUGACACUGGCCUCCUUCCAGCGCAAUCCAAAGGCUUACCCGAUCUGGGAGCAUCGGAAGUGGGUUCUGGGCCAGAUGGCUGACGCAGACUGGCAGGCAGAGUUGGCCCUGCUUGAAAAGUUGUUUAAGCUCGAUGGCCGAAACUUCCACGCCUGGGACUAUCGGCGCUAUGUGAUUUCGAGAAUCAAGCAGAGCCAGCCCUCGGAGACGCUCGACGCCGAAGAACUGGCCUUUAGUGGACAGCAGAUCGAGGCGAACUUUUCCAACUUUUCUGCCUGGCACUAUCGCUCCAAACUCCUACAAUCCCAGCUGGAUCAGUACGACCAAGCUCAUGAUACGGAUGGUGGUCAGGAUCGAAAGAAGAAAGAAGACAUCUUGGUAGCCGAGUUGGAGUGGGUUCGCGGUGCGCUCUGGAUCGAUCCUAAUGACCAGAGCGCAUGGCUCUUCCACCGCUGGUUGCUGAGCCAAACACAAGACGAGCAGAUCCUGGCGGCCGAGCACGCCUCAAUCGCUGAGCUACUCGAAGUCGAGCCCGACGCCAAAUGGGCCAUCGCUGCUCUCAUCCGGGCUCGCCCCGCAGAGCAUGCCCACCUACUUGAACGUCUGAUCACGCUCGACCCGCUCCGCAGACAACGGUAUCUCGACCUUGUCCAGCCCAAUCCCAAGGCGGAUUGA